AGACGCGGAGGCGUGUACGCUGCUAGCCAAUAGGAGCGCAGAUCCCGGCACAUGUUUACAGCGCGCGCUCCGCCGGUAGAGGCUGCAGGCUCGGGGAAGGAAGACCGGUACGGAACGGAGUUGCACUUGAUUCAUUCCGGAUUUAGGCGACAGGCAUCUGGGCUACUGCUCGGUGUCUUGGUGAAAUCGUUUUAUUCAGGGGUCCUAACUCGGUUCUUUAUAUAUAAUCAGUUUCCGGGUUUGCGUUGUUGAAUUUCUACGAGGUGUUCCGUCCGAGGCGCGCGCGCCGUGCCGUGUUUUGUGCACGCCUCCGCGAGGAAAACAAACAACCCGACUGAAAAAAAGGUCCUCGCCGGUCGGACAGCAAGAGAUCCGUGUGUCCGACCUACAUGUAGCAUGAUAUCUAAGCUUUGUUUAGGCGAUUAAAUAUGCAUUUUUUUGACAUCCUGAUUAAACGGUGGAACGCGCGCGACUGAGCCUGAAAUGUCUGAAAAUGCAUUAUCGGGCUUGUUACGCAUUUGCAGAGCUCGCGCCGUUACAGGUCUGUCAUUUUGAUUUCGACGUUUUUCAUUUGUAAAGGACGGGGUUUUGUUUUGUUUUGUUUUUUGUUUGGAGAUUUUAGAAAUCCGUGUUCGAUCGAGUCAUGCACGCCCGGCGCCUGGUGAAGCGCUCACUGAUCGGUAGCCGCGUGUACGCGCCCGGCUCGGGAGCGGCGGCGGGGGAGGCGGGAGAGCGCGAGAACAGAGACGCACCGGUACCGAGCGGACACCCAGAGGAAGAAGCUGUCAAAGGAGCAAGGAAGCCGAGCUUGAAGAGUUUGUGCAACGGCGGGCAGCGUGACGUGCCAGCACAGGGUCAGAACGGUGGCACACAGAAAAGCGAGAAUACAAACGGGGUGGAGGAGCUGCGGGCGCCGGAGCACAGACGAGCAGGCCGGACGCUAGACAUGGAGAAGGACAACACGCGGUCUGUGUCGCUGCUCGAGCAGAAACGCAAAGUCGUCUCGUCCAGCAUUGACGUACCACAUGCCAGGAAAUCAGACGAGGAGGUAGACAUGGACAAAGUGACUGCAGCCAUGGUGCUAACCAGUCUGUCCACAAGUCCACUAGUGCGGAGUCCUCCAGUUAAAGUUAUCGAGGGUCUGAAUGGAUCAUGGAAGGAUGGAGGCUUCACUCCGUCCAGUUACAGCAGCAGUGGCUUCUGGAGCUGGAGUGCUCCCAGUGAUCAGUCCAACCCCUCCACUCCGUCUCCACCACUCUCAGCCGACAGUUUCAGACCGUUCCGUAUGUCCAGCCUCAGCGGGCCGCCGGAUGACACUCUGGACGAGCAGGACACCAGCAGUCUUCUGUUUGAUGAGCCCAUUCCCCGCAAACGCAAGAACUCCAUGAAGGUGAUGUUCAAGUGUCUGUGGAAGAACUGCGGCAAGGUGCUGAGUACUGCAGCGGGGAUCCAGAGACACAUCCGCACCGUACACCUCGGGCGGAACUGCGACUCGGAGUGCAGUGAUGGAGAGGAGGAUUUCUAUUACACUGAGAUUAAGCUGAAUACGGACUCGGUGGCUGACGGGCUGAGCAGUCUGUCACCUGCGUCUCCGUCUGUUCUGUCUCCUCCACCUGCCACCGAGCACAGACGAGCCGAAACCUCCUGCAGUGCCAGCGGAGCCAAGACCGAGAGCAGCAGCUCCACCCCUCUCAGUCGCUCCGCCCCCAGUGCCCUCUACCUGGUACACACUGACCAUGCCUAUCAGGCCACGGCUCCAGUCUCCAUCCCCUCUACCAGCUCAGCUCGCUUCACUCCCUCCAGCAGCAACAGCUUCAGCAUCUCCUGGCAGUCCCCACCCGUCACCUUCACUGGAACCCCAGCCUCUCCCACUCAUAAUCAGACACAGGGCUUUAGUGAGCAGCGCUCUCAGACCAUCCCAGUGCUCUCAUCUCUACCCCGAGCCUCAGGCUCACUCAGGAAGUCCCGAGGUGAGGGAAAGAAGUGCCGAAAGGUGUACGGAAUGGAGAACAGAGACAUGUGGUGCACGGCGUGCCGCUGGAAGAAAGCCUGCCAGAGGUUUGUGGACUGAGCUGCCUAGGAAAAAGGGGCGGGGCUUCCUUCACUUGCAAAACUGUUUGUCUGCUGCGGCCUCCUACACCACAAUUCCCACAAUCCUCCACUUCUUGGCCUGGACCCAGGAUCUGAAAGAAAACUCCUUAAACAUUCCCAGUGCGAUUGCCAAAAACUUGGAGAAAGGCGAGUAGUGCUAUAUUGCAAAAACAAAACAAAAAAGCAAAGACUUGUAAUGUUUGAUUUUUUUUUGUUGUUUUUUUAAUGUUUUUUUAAAACGUUUGGCUCUUAAACAUCCGUGUAAAUCAUGGAGGGACCAAACAUCGUAGGUCCAAUCACUGCCUGAUUUUUCUUUUCUUUUUUUUUUCCUAAAAAAAAAAAAUACAAAAAAGGACACUUAGAGUGCUACAAAAUGGAGUACAGACUAAGAUCCUUGUUUUCCAUGAACGCUUUUCCACUUCUGCUUUUCAGCAGGGAUAAACAUUAGCACCAACUGCCAACCACACUCGAGACUGUCCACCCUUCCUCUAGUCGUGGUUGUCUGUGUGUUUAGGGAGGAGCGUGCCCCCUGGUGGAAAUGGAUCGAAAUAUAAUGAAUAAGGAUAAGCCACUGCUUUUCUUCCGUAUACUCACAAGCAAUUACACUCACUAGGGAGGGACAGGUUUUCUAUCUCUGUUUUAUAUAUGUGUCAUUUCUUUCAGGGAUGAUGCGUUCAGCGAAAGUGAAACCAGCAGCUAUGUUUACCCCCCUCCCCCCAAAAAAAGGAUUCUCUGUGCCAUUUCUGUUUUUCGUUUUUGUGCUCCAUUGUGCACGACUGCUACGUUAAUAAACACCCCACACAGCAGAUAACAGCGGUGUAAACCGAGCCACACUCACUCAGAUGAGAUUGCGUCCAACAACUUUGUCCCUCGUUCAUUAACAGCCAGGUCAGCAUUCCCACCUGCAGAGCAUCGUCCAAACACUUUAAGAGAGGCAGUGAGUAAAAGACCUUCCUCUGCACCCAUUUUUUCCUGACCUCACACGUUUUAAUUACGAAGUAAUAAAAAGAUAGAGCACUUACCCCAUCAGCCCCGGGAGCUCAUGCAGUGGGCACAAGCUGGAAGCACUCGAGUGUGUUUUGUUUUUCGUCUGUCGUUGAGUAGAUUGUGUAAUUACGCUGCACAGUGAUCACAUGAGGAGGAAAUGGGAUAUUUCUCCACGCUGCUCCAGGUGAUGAAGCCUGGAUGGUUUCUGUGUCCGUGUCCUUCUGGGGUUCAUCACCGUCGUGACUCCAGCAGUGAUGGACUUUUAUGCAAGAAGAAAACGGCUGCUCAGCGGGCAGCUGUAAGUGCUCUGGCGCUGUUUCUGUCCCUUUCGAUGCAGUAUUGUAUAAACAAGUAUCUAACACACAGCUCAACACCAGCUCGCGUGCAUUCACACACACACACCACAGUUUAGUCUCCUUCAACAGCUCUCUUAUUAAUUUUCCACCUUCCAGAUGUUUAUGUAUGUAGUUCUAAGCUAAAUUUUAAAACACUGAGAAUUGUUUAGCACUUCACGGAAACCGAGAUAUUGUUUACACCUGGUCACUUCAUGCUUCUUGUGUAUCAGGAUGAUACCCGGAUCAGGAUUAUUUACGUAAGGUGUAAAUGCACCUGAGAUGCGUUUUAGACAGAUUUCAGUCUGAUUUCUCAGGACAUCCGAGACAACGCUACUGGAACGGUCAGUAAAUAUUCAACAGGUUCUUUAAAGGCUAGACCAACAUUCCAGAAAGAAAUAUUCCUGCAGUGUUUCUCACACAACGUCCCCAGUGAGACGUUUUAUAGUACGCUACAGUAAGUAAAAACAUUGCUGCAGUGUUGCAGGAAUAUUUAAUUAUAUAGCGUUGCAUUUUCUCAGCACACCUGGAAAAACAGAUUGAACAUUUCUAGAACAUUCAAAAAAACAUUCUGUUCAUGUAAAAUUGUUAGCUGGAGAAGUGUAAAUAAAUCCGUAUCUCCAAGCAACAUUCGACCACCAAAACCUGUCAAUACUCUACACCACAACACACAGGACAUGACUGAAAUUUAGUGGUGUUGAUUUUUAUUCUUUUAGACAGUAUGAUACACAUCUUAAUAGACAGUGUAUAUGAUACAAUACAGUCUUAUCUACUACUGAUGUAAUACGAUUCGGUUCAGCACUUAUAUCAUUCAGUUCAUGUCCAGUCUAAUGUGAUUUAGUUCAGUUACAAUUAACAUGUAUCGAUGGGACCUCUUUUUGUCUUACUCACUCUCACACACACAUGCGUGAACCAGAGAGCGUACAUCUAUUGUUGUGUGCAUUGACUUUCAGCAGUAUUGGUUUUUACAAUUAGAACCAGAUCUAGGCUUGUAAAUCAGCUCAGCUGUGUCAUAGGCUGUUGGGCUCAUAUUCCAAUUUACACCCCUACUGAAGCUGCCACUUUUAAUGAAAUUUAAAAUGCAGUGUCAGGAAUGAGGAAUAGAACAGGAUGUUGAAGGUGUUUAAUGAGCUGAAUGUGGCUGUUCUACACAAAAUAGUGAUCAGAUCUCAAACCAGAUAACCUUUCAAUUACGAAUGUGAAUGCAUGUGAUUAAAAUCUUCUCAGGAUACGAUCCAGAUACAAGAAACAUAAAAAAAAUGACCAGGUGUGAAUGUGGAUGAAGAUGUGAGAAGUCUGAGAGAAUGUUACAUUUUCUUUCCAAAUCCUUGUGCUCCAUUUUUUUUUGUGAUGUUUCAACAGAGUACACAGUACUUUAAGGUGAAAGAAACUGCCAUUAUAUGUUCUGUGAAGGUAAAGUCUAUUAAAGAAAAUGUAGAAACUCUACAAUUUAUGUUCAUAUUCAGUCUUUAAAUGGCUUUUUUUUCCAUCUUCUUUUUUUUUUUUUUUUUUGUAUAUAUUUCUGAAUACAGAAAUAUUGUUUAAGUAUAUCCUCCUGAGCCUUGAGGUUAUUCUCAGCAAUGUUAAAUUCAUCCAACACUUUUAAAGGCAGUGAUACUUCAGCUGAAUGCCGGAAUCAUUACAGCUGGUUAAGACUUAUAAGUAGAGCUGGGCGAUAAUAGAAAAUAGAUAUUUUUACAAACAUGUUUAAUUGGCAUUAUCUACAAAAAAAUUAUAUUUAUAUUAUUGACAUUGCAGCUGAAUUUCUGAUUUUCAACAUAGGCCGUGUUCAAAAUGGCAUACUUGUAUACUAUACCUGCAAUACUAUACGCUAUACUACAUACUUCACCAAUCAGCCAUAACAUUAAAACCGCUGACAGGUGAAGGGAAUAACAUUGAUUAUCUCAUUACAGUGUCACCUGUCAAGGGGUGGGAUAUAUGAGGCAGCAAGUGAAUAGUCAGUUCUUGAAGUUGACUUGUUGGAAGCAGGAAAAAUUGGCAAGCGUAAGGAUCUGAGUGAUUUUGACAAGGGUCAAAUUGUGACAGCUAGACUACUGGGUCAGAGAAUCUCCAAAAUGGCAGGUCUUGUGGGGUGUUAUGUAGUGGUUAGUACCUACCAAAAGUGCUCCAAGGAAGGACAAAACCGGUGAACUGGUGACUGGGUUAUUGGCGCCCAAGGCUCAUUGAUGCACAUGGGGAGCGAAGGCUUGGGCUCCAAAUUCCCCGGAUCUCAAUCCGAUCUAGCAUCUAUUAGAUGUGCUGGACAACCGAUUCCAAUCCAUGGAGGCCCCGCUUCAAACUUACAGGACUGCUGCUAAUGUCUUGGUGUCUGAUACCACAGCACACCUUCAGAGAUCUUGUGGAGUCCAUGUCUCUACGGGUCUGAGCUGUUUUGGUGGCACAAGGGGGACCUACACAAUAUUAGGCAGGUGGUUUUAAUAUCAUGGCUGAUCGGUGUUUCUCGUAGUUAGUUGUAUUCAGUAUGUAAGAAUUUCCAUCUGAUAUACCAAACAUUCAGUCAUACUCGUGUGAAUGCAGUUUCCUCAGAUGGCUUUAUUUUUUAUUGUAUUUCACUUUUUUGAGUUCAAUUUUGGUGCUUCAAGCCAAAAACAAGCUUCUAAUGUAGAAAAACGGGUUCAGUUGUUUUGGUUUUUUUUUAGCAGGAGAGUGAAUGGUAGAGUAAUGGUUAACUAGCGUAUGCAGCUAUUUUUCAAAAUAAAGAGAACAUGAGCUGCUUGUGCAGUUUGAUUGUAUGCAGCAAGCGUUGAUGUGUCAUAAGUGUCAUUGUCAUAAGUCUCAUUAUACCUGUUCACUACCAAGACAAUUUUUUUUGUUUUGUUUUUUCUUGCUCACCCCCUGAUCUACGAUCUCGUUGAUCAGGAGGUCAAAAACAAAAGCGCUUGACGUCACUCUGUGCUCUUCUGAAAAGCUGAACUUUUUCAACUUUGGAAGCUGCGUUAUGACAAAAAAAAAAAAGAGAAAAGCUGAUGGCAGCUCUUUUUAAAAGUACUGACCGCCUUGCAUCUGCUUCCCACAAGAAUGAAGCUGCCUUAUAAUUUUCAUUCAUCUGCAGUUUUUAAAAUUCAAUAUGUUUAAUGUAACAUGGAAAUCAACACCAGGACAAAUUCGUCCUGUCUAAAACCAACUCAGAGGACAAAAAUAUAUAUGUAAACUUGUUUGUUUUUUUUUUUUAAAUAAUAAUUUACGUCAUAUUAUUGAGAUGAUUUGAAUGUUCAUCAUAUCGCCCAGCUAUACUUAGAAGUUUCAAAUGCCUGUGAUUUUAUUUCGUUGAAAUGUGUAUGAGAAUGUGAGUCACUUUAAGAAGAAAAGCAGCUGAUGUAUGUCGAUACCUUGGGUGGUCCAAGCUACAUCCUAGACCUUAGAAGCUACAGCGUGUCUAAACGCCUUACUGGCUUUCUGUUAUCUUAAAGUGUUAUUGUAAGGGGCAGACUGGCUCGCGCUGUUGUUUACACACAGAAAAAAAAUUGAAACUGUUUCCAUCAUGAUUACUAUGAAGUAAUGAGGUGCUUCUUUGUCCUGUGUAUAAAGACUAAUCCCUGGAUAUUACGACACUUAUGGGUGAUUUCCUCACAAAAAAAAAAAAACCUAAGCAUUGCAAUAUAAAGUGAUGUUCCACGCUGCCCUAACAUCAUGGUGCUUGUGCACGUUUCAGCUGCCACAGGUUGCAUCACAGCUCAGUCCCUGGGUUCAUUAGGGAUGCUCAUUUACUUACAUGCAAUCCCGAUUGCAUAGUAGAACAAUCGAGUAAAAUCAUGAAGCCACAUCGCUGCUCUUUUCCUCUUUACUUCCUGUUGUUCUAUACUAUACCUUUAUUUCUUAACCAGUAGCUACAGUAUUCAUGUAUAGCUACACAUUAAGCGGCCGUGUUUAGGACUCGUGUAGUCCACACAGACAGCUCCUGUUGUACAGUAAAAAACCUGCAUUGUCUAAACAGCAGAUAAACUUCUCGUCUCAAUCAUCAAGCUUUCCUGAUUCCCUGUAACAGUAUAAUACAGUAUAAUAUCCAAGAUAUAACCAAUCACAAUAUGACUGUUUAUUUAACCUGACUAUGUGACUACAUUGCUGUAUGGAUGUGAAUUUUAACCCAGUUCAAAUACAGUUAGAUUGUCAGCUCGGCUGUUUGCAAAGGUCAAGUCUUGUCAUCGUAUUUUGCCUUCAGGAAUGCUCCGGUUUCUGCCAUACAUAGAGGAUAAAGUGUGCAUGUGUGCAGAUCAUUCAGACACUAGUCAAAGCUUUGCUGUGAGAAAGCUGAUGGGCUUGAGCUUUUUAGAUCGCCUCAGCAACAUUUGUUACUCUUUAAAUUAGGGAUAAAGUUGUUGUUGUUUUUUGUUUGUUUUCAAGAAUGAGUACAUGCUUUUUCAGUACCUGUCAAUACCGAUACUGAUGCUGAAAUCAGUGGGGUACUUAGUUUUAAGUCGUUUUAAUCAGGUUAUUCGCUGAACAUUUUUAGCUCUGGUUAUGUUGGUUGCUGCCGUGUAUUGCAAGAAAAGGGUGUUUUCUGACCUGUAGAUCUGUAGUUCUGACCCUUUGUUCCAAAACAGGGACUUAAAAUUGUUAGUGUUGUAUUUUGUCCUUGGCUUAGUUCGCUUAUGUGUCUAUUCAAGUCACAUGUGAGUAAACUGUCCUCUCAUUGGUCAGGGUGCACCUAUUUAUGUUCUGGGGUUCUGCCCAUAACGGUCAUCCAUCAAGAUGGAUAAACAGCAGCCCCGUGAGCUUACCGUGGCUGUCUGUGUAACUGUAGUUAUUAUAAUUUUUCAGUUUGAGCGGGGGAAAAAAGCCCAUCUCCUUGAGACCCUCGCUAAACACCUUGUAAACCGCAGUGUUUUUAUCCAUUUUUGAAAGUUGUUCAAAUAUGUGUUUGUCAGAUCAAAUUUAAUCUUUGGUUAAUGUUAAAGUUAAACUGAGAUUCAUGUUGCGAGCCAUUAGCAAAAACAUCCUUUUUACGUAACAUAGUUCCCAUCAUGCAUUGCUGCACAGGUUGGUUGUUGGUCUGAUGGGUCGGAUUGCUUUCUCAAGCGAACCACUCCAGAUGUCAUUUGCAAUUGUUUUUUUUCUGCGGAUCCGAGCGCGAUUGCUGUGUUCAUGUCUCAAUGAACCAAACCACGGGAGAAAACGCUCCAGGUUCUGAAACAACCAUUCCACAUGAGCCAGGUUUGAAAAUGCCGUUGGAUGUUAUAGUGUUUAAACAUUAUGAGGCGGUCGAGACGAGCAUGCAGAUCAGUAUCAGCAAGCGUGGUCCAUACAAAUAAUCAUUAUAGAGCACAGUGUAACAGAAGUGCAUGUGUCUCAGUACUCGCAGAAUUGAAGUGCUCUCACAUGCGACAGUUUCUCUGUGCACUUGCUUCACUGUGCCACUUUCGCAAAUAUCUUUGUUCUCUAUACCAUCGCUCUCUACUAAACAUACUUAUUCACUAUAGGAUAAUUUAUCAGGUUAUGAUCAUGAGUAAAUGAGUGCUGUGCCGGACCAAUACCACUACAGUAUGUGUAUCGAUGCAUUCCUACUUUAAAUAAGAGUGUGUGUUACGAUUGGAGAUGAAACUGUGGUGUUGAGUGAAAAAGUUGUCUUAGAAAUGAAGGCCAAGCCAUGAGUCAAGCGUUAGAAAUGAGCUGCAUCAUACUGGCUUUGUGAAAAAAUAAUAAAACGAUUUGUUGUGGUUGUUUUGAGUCAUAGCUGUGAUGGUAGUGCCUUUCAAAAAGGCAGAAUAGGACUUGGGAUACGAGUUCUGCAAUGCACUCAACCAACAAACCGGUCUCCGGGUCCCUUUGACGCUCAGUGUUGGGGGGACUGAGUGUUUCGUUGCUGUGCUGUGGAGCAGACGUACGUCUCUGCUUUCAGGAAUGUAGUGUUUAGGGACACACUGGAGCCUGACUGUGCCUUGGUGAGGUGUGGUGUGUGUGUGUGUGUGCAUAUGUGUGUGUGUGUGUGUGUGUGCGUGGACCUGUAUAGAAAGCAAAAGGAAUGUAUCUAGUGUCGGUUUAUCGGAGUUCUCUGUUUUUGUACAAUUAAGAGCCCUUUUUGCAUUUCUUUCAUUUUCUAGUGGAAGUGUUUUGCUAAGAAGUGUCUUUUUUUUCCUUCCUGACUGUAUUUUGUAAUCGACUUUCAACUUCAGUACUGUAGAACUUUUGUUCUUGUUGGGUUUUUAAAUCUGGUUUCCAAAACAUGGAUGGUUCAGUUGGUUUGUUAUGUCUACGUUUUGGGUACCCAAGAGCCUUUUUUCCUAUACAAUGCUACAUCAGUGAGAUCAUUCAUUGUAGUCAGAAACACAAGCCUUACAGAAAACGGUACAGCCAUGCACGUGUUCUAUUGUGCUAUAUAGGCAACACCAUUUGGUGGAAAUAUUCUAGAAAUGGCAUCCCAAUUAAAUUCAAAGACUAAUUUGUGGAUCUCAAGUCAAUACAUUUGUUUAGAUUAAUGAAAAAAAAACACUUACUUGGGAUAAAAUUGUCUGCCUGAUGUCCCAGGAAGUUAAGGAUAUUUGACGAUCUACAAUGUAUUGCUGAAAUUUUCCUGCAUUAUGACCCCAAAUGCUAAUGGUGCAUGCAAACUGUAGGCUCGGUGCUCUGUAAUGAAUUAUGUCACUGUUCUUGUUAAUCAAAGACCAUGUUAACCUCAAGAGCUCAAAAGCUGUCGCACUGGAUUUUUACACUUUUUAAACCUAUACUCUGACUGUAUUUUUAAUACUGCAUGUGCAUGCUUAAAAAAAAAAAGAAGAAGAAGAAGAUGAAGAAGACCGAAAUAUGAUCUCAAUUUAUAAAUGUGUAUACCGUGUUUUGUCUCUUAAAGUCAGAGGGCAGGCAGGCUGCAAUGCAUUAUGAGGUAAUUGAAAGGAAUCUUGAACAAUGUGGCUAGAAAGGAUUUUCAGUGUUCAGCGUGGUUUUCUUUCUGGCUUCUAAGUCAUGGUUGUUCUAUAGUCUCAUCUAAAAGUACGCUGGCCUCUUGGACUCUUGUACCAGUGUGGAACGAGCUCUGAUUGGCUGAAGUACCAGAUACUUCAUGUGCUACAUUCUUCAGAUCUGGGAAGAAAGCCAGAAUUCCCUGGGAUAUUUUUUACGCCUGCUCUAUAUUUAGAAGGCGACACGAAUUGGGGGGAUUUUAUGGCACAGGGAGGCAGACAGGAAUGUGGCAGUAAACAAAUAGUCUGGCUGCCAUGAAAGCCUGCAGAUGCGAGUGAUAAAAGAAGAGAGUGGAGAGAAAGUACAUCACUGCACCUCACUCCUGUAGAUCAAACACAAGACAACGCUUUAAUAGCAACUGCCUGCUCUUGCUCAGUAGCCAGUCCACAGUGUUUUAUUUUUUAUUUUCUGUUCUUGCUGUCUCUUUUUGAUAAAGUAUAUUAAAUGGACUGGAGAGGUUCAUAUGAAGUGCACACAGGGGUAUACUGAGUAUACAACAAACAUAGAUGAAUUAAGGAUGUUUUGUCAUUAGUACAUGCCAGGUAGAGUUGUUGCAAUAGAAUUUUAAAGCCAUAGAAGAUGGACAAAGUUACGAAUUACAUACCGACUUCCCGAACUGCUAAUGUGUCAGUCUAAUCACACAGAUCGCAUACAUAAUCAUGUUUUGUUUUCAUUUGGACAAAUGUACUGGUGGGGUAUAUAUUUCAUAGGGCAUCACUGGACAUCAUAUAUGUGGGUCAUUUCUCCAAGAAGAUUUCUUUCAGCCUACAAUGAAAAAUGUUGAUUCUCCAACACUGUCAACUCGAUACAGUCUUUCAGUGGUUUGGAAAUUGAAGCUUAAGCUUGUAUUGCAGUUAUCGCCUGGGCUCGAUUAUAAAAUUCACAAUCAGACCCAAGUCGGAACAAAAUCUCAUGAGAAAUUCAAGCAUUGUGCACACAUGCAAACCCCACUCCCAACUGUGAGCUGAAAUAUUCAGAAUGAGCCCAGUAUUCACAGUUAAAUAUUCAGAAUGAGCCCAGUAUUCACAGUUAUAUAUUCAGAAUGAGCCCAGUAUUCAGUUAUAUAUUCAGAAUGAGCCCAGUAUUCACAGUUAAAUAUUCGGAAUGACCCCAGUAUUUCACACCUGGUUAACAAACAUGGUUUCCUUGCUGCCAAAGAAGAGUGGAAGAAGCUUCUCACUUCUCGUUUCAGUCUAUAUAAAAUGAUUCCUCUCAUACGUAUUUUAAUUCAUUUUUAUGCCCAGUUAUUAUUCUUACCAAUUGUUUGUUAACGUUAAUUAUUAAUAUGGAUCUUAAUCAGUAUCAUUUAUUAGUUUGAUUAUUAGUGGUUCUUAUUAUCAUCUGAUUUUUUUUUGGAAUUACUUUUUGAGAGGUGGAGCAUUUAUAUUGUAUGGUUAUGUCACAUGCUCCAACUGCAGUUUUAAAAAAAAAAAAAACCUCUACCUUGGAAGACUAGAAGCCUCUUCUCUCUUGAUUCUUCUGAGAGUUUUCAGAGAACUGGUACAUCCUUAAAGAUGGCAGGCUUUGGUUGAUUUGAUUUCCGUGCUAUGGACUGAAGUAUGUCAGAUCAAGGAAUCAAAAAAAACAUCAUUAGGGCAGGGAGUCUCAAAAAUCUUUACCUGUAAAAUAAUUUCCUCUAAUAACCCCCCAAUUCAGAUUUAUUUCAUGAAUAUAAUCCAACUAGUCCAGUAUUAAGCUCAUUAUUGAAAUGUGUACAAUAACAUUCUGGUUGUUUAUUGGGGCCAAGGGAUUUUUUUUUCCACUGACAAAACAAAUUAACAUUAUUUGUAGGUUGCCUUGUUUUUGUCUUAUUGAGGUUUGGAAUAUACUCACUGAAUUCAAAUGACCAGUUAAAUAACUGUCAGAAAUCAAUAACAGAUGUAAUAUAAUAACUUUUCAUAAUAAAAUCAUAGGACUUUGGACCCUUGGGUGACCCCAGAUCCCAGUUUAAGAACUGCUGAAUUUGAGUUUUGGGUUGCACCCUAUAAUUCCCCUAACUCUAAUAUAUGUUUUGGCAACAUCUGACAAUUACGCUAAGCUAAAAGCGUGCUAUUGCCUUUUUUAUGCUGCAUCUCCAGGCAAAGUUAACUACAGGAAUGCCUUAUCAACAUGCAGAGACACAAACUGGCCAUUUUGAAUGCCUGUGAGUGAUGGGUCCUGUGAUGUCUACCAUAUAAAAGCCUUUUCUUUAUUAUCAAUUAUAGUACAUAGAGUAUGUGCUCUGGAAUAAUAAUGUCACUUUUCUUGUUAAAUACUGCCAGGAAGUGAGAGCAGCUUGGGAAAUCUUGAUUUUCUUACGAUCACUGCGCCACCUUCCUCUAAUAACUCUUCAUACACAUACCAUACAUCAUGUCAUAUGAGUUACAAGUUGACAUUCACACACAUGCUUCUGGGGUCCCUGAGGAAUCCUACAGAAAGCCUGUCUCAUUUCCUUCGGUGUAAUUUUCUCUCAACUCCGCCGUCUCUUUGCUUUCAUAAUGAGCAGACAAGAGUUGCUAAGGUUCAGAGGUUUUGCUUAAUUGAUGACGAUAAUUGCUACUAAAAGCUAGCAGCGACAGAUGUUUGCGUAAACCAAACUGUUUACUGCUGUUCUUUAGUUUAAUCCAGACAAAUUCCUUGUCGCACUACGUAACUUUUCCCCUUCUAUAUUCUACUCAAUUAUGCAAUGUUAUGUUUUCAGCGCACACAGCCGCAUGGCUAGACCUAAACCAAUAAUAAUUAUUAAGUUCAUCUUAUUAUGCAACUUAAACCGCAGACUAAUCCAGAGGCACAGUGGAUUAAGUGAUGAAAGAGUUGACAGUGUAAGAGAUGCUUAUUUCGUGAUCGGGGAUGAUUACGGUUACCGCAAUAUCUUUUGCAAAUGAAAGCACUUGCUAUUAUGUGUACAAUGUCUCAGUGUUUUAUUGUAUUGCAGCGGUUCCCAAACUGAGCCAAGGAUCCCUGGGCUUAUACAGGGCACAGACAAGAGACAGGGCUAUACACCACAAAGAGAAACUGGUGUUAAAAUGUUUUUUUUUAAUUAAAUUAAAAAAUGAUUUUCAGUCAUUGGUUCAUAAAACGAUCCUGGCCUAUAGCUACUCUAAACUGACCUCUAUUCUCUUACAUCGUGUCAUUUUCUUGCCUCGUAAAAGGGGUCCUCGGUGUUAAAUGUUUGGGAAGCCCUGUCUUAUUGCACCUUUUUUUUUCCUCUUCUCGUUCUCUUUAAAAAGAGGACACUUAUAGACUGUUAUCUUCUCACUCACGGGCUGUGCUGGUUUUUAUUCGAAGCCGUGUGUACAUAGAGACUUUGUAAAUCGUGCUACAGUGACAAUGUCCUGGUGCUCGUCAGUGCCGCUGUUGAUGUUUCCUUUGGUGUAAGUAUGACGUUUCAGAGACAUUCUGAUUUAUUGGUCACAAAAUAAUAAAGAAAUGACUUUUUGGCAGCUGUUUACUACA
Messenger RNA from Ictalurus punctatus (channel catfish), 13760 nucleotides. RefSeq names its product zinc finger protein 704 (gene znf704). Gene Ontology annotation, biological process: regulation of transcription by RNA polymerase II. The record is from RefSeq and is a predicted model, not a curated record. Gene Ontology annotation, cellular component: nucleus. NCBI's taxonomy places the organism in Eukaryota, Metazoa, Chordata, Actinopteri, Siluriformes, Ictaluridae. The transcript is spliced from 9 exons. Gene Ontology annotation, molecular function: DNA-binding transcription factor activity; RNA polymerase II cis-regulatory region sequence-specific DNA binding. Bases 644 to 2071 code for a protein of 475 amino acids.